This is a messenger RNA of Notolabrus celidotus (New Zealand spotty), 2680 nucleotides long. RefSeq names its product histone chaperone asf1b-B-like. Gene Ontology annotation, biological process: DNA replication-dependent chromatin assembly. The record is from RefSeq and is a predicted model, not a curated record. Bases 215 to 814 code for a protein of 199 amino acids. Gene Ontology annotation, cellular component: nucleus. NCBI's taxonomy places the organism in Eukaryota, Metazoa, Chordata, Actinopteri, Labriformes, Labridae. The transcript is spliced from 4 exons. Gene Ontology annotation, molecular function: histone binding.
CGUGACGCACUUCCGUCCCUCCAGCCGCCGGGUAAUCAUGUUUUCAGUGUUUCUCGGACUGUAAAGGAGACAGACGCAGACCAACACUCCUGCAGGCGAGCUACAUUAAAUCUAACAAACCACUCUGAGAGAUUAAUCUAACUCAGGACGUAAACUCGGUCAACAGAAAAACCUCAAAGUUUCCAGGUCGAGCUGCUUCUGAACAUUUCCUACAAUGGCCAAGGUUCAGGUGUUAAAUGUUGCUGUGCUGGACAACCCGAGCCCGUUUAGGAACCCGUUUCAGUUUGAGAUCACCUUUGAAUGCAUGGAGGAUCUACCGGAAGAUCUGGAGUGGAAGAUCAUCUAUGUCGGCUCAGCUGAGAGCGAAGAAUACGACCAGGUGCUGGAUUCUGUUCUUGUCGGCCCGGUCCCGGCUGGAAGACACAUGUUUGUGUUUCAGGCUGACGCUCCCAACACCGGGCUGAUUCCAGAGACUGAUGCUGUCGGAGUCACUGUGGUCCUUAUAACCUGCACCUACUGUAGGCAGGAGUUCAUCCGCAUUGGUUACUACGUCAACAAUGAAUACACAGACCCAGAACUACGAGAGAACCCUCCUCUUAAACCUGAUUACGCUCAGCUUCAGAGAAAUAUCUUGGCCUCCAACCCCCGAGUGACCCGCUUCCACAUCAACUGGGAGGGCUCAGCGGACAAGAUGGAGGACUGCGAGAACGUCGACCCGUCCCCCAACAUCACCGGCAUGCUCCCCCCGGCCUGUUUACCGGGAAAGAUGCCCCCUCUUGGACUGAUGCCGGACAACUCCAUGGACUGCAUGUAAGAAUCAACGGACUGAGACGAUGGGCCGGAAGCUCUGCGUCUCUUAAAACAUCACAAACACAUACGGACAAGGAGGCCACGGACACAUCCACCCACAACAUGGACAAUUACAGAAAACAGGGCUUUUAUUUUUAUACAGCAAACUCAUGAGGGAAGAAUCUGACAGGAAGCCUUUCACACACAGAUCUGCACUACCAACUCUGCCUUAUUUCACUUUCUCUGUGUCUGAUGACGUUUACGCCGAGCCAGAGGAGUUCACGAGAUCAUAACAGAUAUUUUCUUGCUGGUUCCCUCUCUGUGAAGUUCAUUUUGUCCUCUUAAAGGGACAGUUCAGGGUUUUUAGUGAGGGUAAUCACUCAAGCUGAGUCAGCUUGAGUCAAGACAUAAGGGGAGCCGGUCAGCUUGGCUGACUGGCUCCCCCUAUGUCUAUUAAGCCACAGGGGAAGCCGGUCAGCUUGGCUGACCGGCUCCCCCUGUGGCUUAAUAGACACGAGGAGCCGGUCAGCUUGGCCCCCUUUGUCAAGAAAGCUCCCGGAGUACCAACCGCCACAGCUGGAGUCAGAUCUACCACGUAUUUAAGCUAAUUUUAAAUAACUCCAACCGAGGCACUAUUCUCCAUAAGUGAGCGCUCCGCUAAGUUUCUCAGCUUCACUAUGUUGUCAGAAAGCCCAUUUAUUUGUGCACUAUUCUUUGACACCACAUUAUUGGGUUCUUCUGCCUGCAGCAACACUCAUCAUCUAGUUUGGUGUCACAGAUAUGUCGUGAUUUAGAUAUUUUUGCAUCUCAGUUUGACACCAUCUCAUGCAUCAAAUGCCCAAGAUCACCCAGCAGACACAGUCAGGGCUGCAGAGUUUGUUUCAGCUCGGCUGUUUGUCUUCCCCUUCUGCAGCUAACACUGUGAUAAAGCUAACAUUUCAUGCAUACGAUGGGUUGUGGCAUUAUGCAAUAAAAACCAGUUAGAGUCAAACAUUUACUUUGAAGAUGCACUUGCAUUCGCACAGAAGUUUACCCCCGCUCUCCUUCGGCCUCUUGAGUCUGCGUCCUCAGUAGUUGGCAUGACAUCGUUGCUGUCAUGUUGCCGGCUCAUUUUUUACUUUGAUUGUAUCUUUUUCUCUUUCGAAGCCUGCUGAUCCCAACGGCGGAUUAGUGCGCUGCAGCGUCAGAGAGUAUUGCAAAAACAAAUCUGCUCCCUGAUGGCGAAGUAAAUUGUUGAAAAAUUCCAAAUAGAGUUCACUUUCACCAAGAGUCAUGUGUUUCUUGUGGUAGAGCUGAUUGACAGACUGGCCUCUGCUCCUGCACUCCGGCCGCUUUCUCAACAAAGGAGCCGAGCCGACCAACAUCCCAGAAGGCCAACACACUUACUGUGACAAGAGUCUCACAACCCCACUGCAGAAAAACUGAACUAUCCCUUUAAGCACAGAUCAAAGCAAUGCCACUCCAAGUAGAUGCAGCAUUUGCUGCUUACACUUAAUACUUCUGCAGGUUUGUCUCAUUUGACAUCAAUUUAAAGCACUUGGAUUACCUCUGCGUUUAAAAACACAGGCAUUGUUCAGGUUCCUGUUAAAAGAAGCAGCGUUACUGUUAGCCUGAGCGCUACCUUAUACAUGCAACUCCAUAAUCAUGCUUCCAUAACAGGACCCAGCUGUUUUACAUGUUCCUUUACAUGUGGGUCUGUACUCAAACACAAAGAGACAAAGGUGCAUGAUGUCAUGUUGCAGUUGAAUCGUCCGGAUGAUGUGAGCAUACUGUAAAUAAUGGUUUCCCAGCGCUUAUUGUGUGUUAAAUAAGAAAACACGUUUUUUUUGUGCUUACUUUAUAUUCACUAUUUGUAUCGACGUGGUUUUGUUAAUAAAGUUUCUUUGGUUGA